AUGCCCAGGAUGCCGCGACGCGGGCAAGCACUCCGACUGCAACGACCGCCGUCGCUUGGGCCGCCACAACGCUGCGCGUUGCCUCAGUGCACCUCAUCCCCCUCCUUCUUGCCCCUAUCUCCCCCCGUCCAGCACUCGGACUGCAACGACCGUCGUCGCUUGGGCCGCCACAACGCGGCGGAUCGCCUGGCGAUCGCGCAGGCCGCAGCAGCUGCCGCGGAAGCGGGCGGCGCAACCGGGGGAGAGAAGGACCGCAGGGGAAGUGGAGGGGGCGCGGAUAAGCCCGGGGGGUCGGGUUCCCCUGGGCGGAUACUGUUCGGGGGAGGGACGGGCGGAGGGGGAGGUGGAGGGGGGUCGGUUCCUAGUGGGCGGCGGAAGAGUAGGCAAUCCAGCGGCGGUGGCGCUGCUGCUGCUGGGACUGCAGGACUCGCUGCACUCCCCGAACCCCUCAAGCGACUCAACCCCUGGCGACUUUUGAGGCGCCUCGUGAGGACUGCAGGACUCGGACUGCAGGACUCGUUGCACUCCCCAAACCCCUCAAGCGAUUCAACCCCUGGCGACCAUGCUGACUCAGCUAACCGCGUUGACCGCAUUGACCAGUCAAAGCCCGAGCUUGCCAUUGACCAGCGGAUCCACCCCGUUGACCACAUUGACCACAUUGACCCUAUGGAUACAACAGACGACAAGGGAGCUGGAGAAGUGGAGGGAGAAGAGGGCGAGAGGGAACGGAAUCGAAAAUCGUCUAGCAGUGGCCACCACAGCAAUAACAGCCAAGAUAACAGUAACGAGUAUGAUAACAGCGAGUAUGGAUGGAAGAAAUCUCCUGGAGCAGCAGCAGGAGCAGCAGCAGCUGCGGUGGCGGGGUCUGUGCUGCCUCGGAGCAGCAAGAGGGUGCAAGGCAGCAGCGCCAAGCCUCUCAAGGUGGAUUUAUCCAAGCUGCAGACGAGCUCCCUGCGGCGCUACAAGCGAGGGGUGCAAGGCAGCAGCGCCAAGCCUCUUAAGGUCGCCCUUCCCAAGCUGCAGACGAGCUCCCUGCGGUGCUGCAAGCGAGUGUACAAGCUCCGAGACGCGUCUUCUGGCAAGGAGGAGCUCAAGCUUGCAGUGGCACAGCACUUCGCGAGUCUGGUCGUAUCUGAGGAGGAGAUUAUCCACUCUCUGGUGGAGGUGUUUUCUCGGCGGUACCACCAGCGAGCAGCAGCCAAUGCCACGUCUGAGGCCCCUGCUGCAGCUGCUGCAGCUGCAGAAACAUGCUCUUAA
Messenger RNA from Closterium sp. Naga37s-1, 1257 nucleotides. NCBI's taxonomy places the organism in Eukaryota, Viridiplantae, Streptophyta, Zygnematophyceae, Desmidiales, Closteriaceae. The record is from the annotation of a GenBank genome assembly.